UGAAAAUAUUCUUUGUAAUAACGAAUAUGAUGUGGUAAUUAGUGAUUUAGGAAUUAGUAAAUUAUCAACUGAAAUAUCAAUCAAUGAAAAUGAAAUUUAUGGGAUUAUUCCUUAUAUUGCUCCAGAAAUAUUGCAAGCGCAAAAAAGCAAUAAAUAUAUAAAGGCCUCAGAAAUUUAUAGUUUUGGAAUGAUUAUGUGGGAAUUAAUGACAGGUAGAAGACCUUUUUGGGAUCAAAAUCUUGAUACGGAACUUAUUAUUAAAAUUUGUGAUGGUAUUCGUCCUCCUAUUAACACUAAUGCACCUGAAGGAUAUAUUGAAUUAAUGCAAUUAUGUUGGCAUCCUGAUCCAAAUAAGAGACCAACAACAUGGGCUAUUCGUCAACUUCUUGGUGAAAUCAGUUUGAAUGAACAAAAAAGUCAAACUAAAAAUUAUUAA
Funneliformis geosporum is the source of this 436-nucleotide messenger RNA. The record is from the annotation of a GenBank genome assembly. NCBI's taxonomy places the organism in Eukaryota, Fungi, Glomeromycota, Glomeromycetes, Glomerales, Glomeraceae.